Porites lobata is the source of this 2489-nucleotide messenger RNA. The record is from the annotation of a GenBank genome assembly. NCBI's taxonomy places the organism in Eukaryota, Metazoa, Cnidaria, Anthozoa, Scleractinia, Poritidae.
AUGGAAUUAUCUGAAGGCAUUGCAUCAAUGAAUUACAGACAGUACAUGCGUAAUAAACCGGACAGCAAAGGGUUAUCUGUAAAGGAGUUUGAGAGUAUUCCUUUCAUUGCCUAUCCAAGCAACGAUAAACUAAUGGAUUUGUUUCUCAUGCAGUUUGAGCGGAACAAAAAACGUUAUGAGAAUAACAUGCAGAAACACACAGGGGAGAUUCUGUCCUGUGACCACACCUUUAGAACGAGUAAACAUAUCGGGGUAACCCGCGAGGACGGCAAGUUUGUAGGCCAGUUUAAAAACGUCUUCUUGGGGGUGAACGAAAACGGAGAAGUUAUGAUAUGGAAGUUUACGAAGACGACUUCUUCGUCCGAAAUUAUCGACUCACUUAAAGAACUCAAAGAGAGGCUUGAUAAGGCAAGCACUAACUUAAAAAUGAUAAUAGUGGAUGACUGUUGCCACGUGAUGCACCUAUAUGGACAAUUGUUAUAUUCCUAGAAUUUCACUCAACUAAACAGGGACUGCCAUUGGUUGAUUCUUGGUCACGUGGCCUUGACUAAAAUCAAAUGUAUCCCGAUCGUGAUACAUUAAACAAUGUAUUCCGCUCGGGAUACAUUGCAGCACGUGAUCAAAGCAUGGUGGAAAGUGGCGUGACCGAAGGCGGGAAAAACACCGCCAGGUUCUGCCAGUUUUCUUUUUCGUGAAUGAACACAACAACACAAUCACGAAGCCUCAAGCUAAAAAGCAACGAUUUUUAAAGUUAUCCCAGAAGUUCCCAGAAGAAAAACAGCAGCUAGUGGAGGAAAAAGAUGCAGAUGAUAUAAAGAAAGUACUUUUGUUUGUAAAUCAUUCGUUCAGUGGUUUUGAGAAUUAAAUUUAUGUUGUCAUAAGUACCGAGUCGACUGUUUUGGUUCGUUUUCGUUCGCUCCGGUUAUUCUUUUGUUGCUGUUGAAGUGAAAGUCUAGAAAUAUAACAAAACACUUAAUGUCAGAUCCCUCGGGAAACCAGUUAGUUUUGUUUUCCCUCGAGUCCUGAUGUUUCCCUCGACUUCGUCUCGGGAAACAUCAGGACUCUCGGGAAAACAAAACUAACUGUUUCCCUUGGGAUCUGACAUUAAGUGUAUAAUAUUCCCGGGGAUAAAGGUUCGGCUAGACUUAUUUCACGCGUGUAUGAGAGUUGUACAAACGGUACCCAAAAGCGAAGAUUACAGUAAACAAUUUGCUAAUGAAUUUUCUUUAAUUUUCCGUCAAAAUGGAGACCUUGGUAACGAGAGAACAAUGAGCACACCUUGUCCUGAUGAAAUAGAAUCAAAUCUUGAACGUCUUCUAUUUGUUUGGAGAGAAAAGCUGAAAACGGAAACCCUUCUUCAAAUUGAAAAUUUGCGCAAGCAUACAAAAAAAGGAUGUCUCUCGGAAAUACCUGUUGGAUGUGGGACUGUAAUAAAUGAGCGACUUCACAGACAUCUUAACCGAUCAUUACUGUGCGGAGUAUCCAAAAUUGGACCUGAGUUGGCGGUAGCGGUAAUGUCGUGUGCUUUGUAUGCAUGGAAUUGCAAACGAAGAUUAAAAACAACCCUCAAUAAGAGAACAAUUCCGAUCACGCCAAUUGAAUUAGAGCCUUUAGAGUCUUUAAACCAAGCGACCCCUUAUCUUCAGUCUCACAUGACGGCUGUGGAUUCUACGUCAACGUCAUUACCGGGUUCAAUAUCUGGAACUGUCUCUGAAAAUAGCGUUAAGGCUAGUAGAAUGCCAGGGACAUCAUCCGUUUUCGUCACAGUUAAGACUGUGGAAGAACUGGAAAACGAUUCCGUCUUGAACUACAUUUUGGAAAGAGCGCUGCACAUACAAGAAUUUAUCACCAGUUGGACAACAAAAUGUAACAACAAAACAAUAGAUUUGAUUGGUCUUCUCUGGAAGAUAAACUUACCGGCAGGUAACCUUUAUGAACAGGAGUCAAAGUUAAACGUUAUGGAAUUAAAUUUGACGCCACAGCACAAAGAUAACCUGUUAAGAAAUCUCACAGGAUUUAAUCUUCAGUUGGACCCAAUUAACAAAGACGGAAACUGCUUCUUCAGAGCAACAGCCCGGCAGCUAAAAAAACACUUGCAACGUUCGGAUUUGCAAAAUCUACAGCAUAUUUCCUCACUGGGGCUUGGAAUCAACGAGGAACGUGACACGGAAAACCUCAGACUACUUUUCGUGCGUGAAGUCACUGAAAAUCUCGAUGAAUACAGGGAGUGGAUGUCCUGUUCGUCAAAUGUACGGGAAAUUGAACGUUUUAAAACUGAUGGCCAUUUCGCAAGUGACAUUGGCGACAUCUGUACUAAGGCAUGUGCUAAUCUCCUCCGUGUCCCGAUAAUUGUAAUUACAGCUUUGCCUAAUGUCCCAUCCAUUCCAUUUUACCAAAACAUUUCAUCACUGCUGUACCUAUGUAUCUGGCGUACGACCAUUCAGGUCCAGGGCAUUAUGACGCUACAAAAGGUAAAUAAGCAUGCAUAA